Molecule: messenger RNA, 1902 nt
Organism: Penicillium odoratum
Lineage: Eukaryota; Fungi; Ascomycota; Eurotiomycetes; Eurotiales; Aspergillaceae
Product: putative dynactin Arp1 p62 subunit RO2
Exons: 2
Coding region: 1-1902 (633 amino acids)
Cellular component (GO): dynactin complex
Source: RefSeq, a predicted model, not a curated record
AUGUCCCGUCCAUUUCCAUACAGCUAUGUUUCGUGCCCUUGCGCCGAAAUUUCUACCCCCGACCCCGCCAGGAAGCGAAGGUCCAGAGAAUCACCGCGGAAACCAACCCCAGAACGAACAGAAGCCACAGGCGAAGACGUGACAACAAAGCAGGAAGAUGACCAAGAGGAACAAGAUGAGGAUGAAGAACAGACAUUUGAUCCUAGAUCUCCCCGGUCCAACUUCUCGCUGCAUCCACCUGAGCAGCUUCUAUACUGUGAGGAUUGUCAUCAAAUCAAGUGCCCCCGCUGCAUAACCGAGGAAAUUGUGAGCUGGUAUUGUCCAAAUUGUCUAUUCGAGACACCUAGCAGCAUGGUGAAAAGUGAUGGAAACCGAUGUGGACGUAACUGCUUCAAUUGCCCCGUCUGUACAGCCCCGCUAGCUGUGAGUACCAUUGAAAAUGUCGCGGGAAAUGGAAGUCAACAAGGACCAUGGGUAUUGUCUUGUGGCUACUGUAUGUGGACGACGCUUGAUAUCGGCAUCAAGUUCGACAAACCGACCAACAUCCGUAGCCAGCUGCAAAAGAUGACCGAUUCUACCGCGUCGCCUGCCUAUGAUGCCCGAUCAAGACAAGGCUCUCGUGCAUUCGGGGAUCUCAAGUCUCCUCUGUCAACCCUGAUCUCCGCCGAUGGCGAACCCAGCGCCCCCAGCAACGACAAUGCCAACAUCGAAGAGCCCACAAAAGAAGAGUCCUCGGAGGUGGCUCCUGCCAACACAGAUGCCCGUUUCGCGGCAUUGAAAUCCUUCUACCGCAACCAGAUCUCCGAAACAUCAACCUCGCCAAGCGAUCCCCUAGGUUCCGACUUCGGAUUCUCCUCACCUGGUGCCCUGAACCGCCUCAUGUCCCUCUACGCAUCCUCAUCACGUCUAAGCGGACUCUACGGCGGUAACAAGAAAUCCAAAUCAAAGCCCCCAGUCAUGCGCGAAGCCCUCACCGCAAGCGAAGGUCUCCGAAUUACCCCCGAAGGCGAAGAAGCAUCCAUAAUCGAGCGCCUCGCUUCCCCAGACGGCGGCUGGGAUAGCGUCGCAUCUCUCGAUCAGCGCGCACAGCAAUCACCCGAUGUCCGCUUCAUCGAUGAGCUCCUCCCCCUACCCGUCCUCCUUCGCACGAAACGCGCAAAGCGCUGCAAAUCCUGCAAGCAUAUCCUUGUCAAACCAGAGACAAAGCCGCAGUCUACUCGCUUCCGUAUUCGUCUGAUCGCUCUCAGCUAUAUCCCGCUGCCUACUUUGCGUCCUCUCGCUCUGACCGCUCCGUCAUCCUUUACUUCGGGUACUGUCACUUCGACGCCGGACCUUAAUGCCUUACCUCCGCUGAGGCCUGUGCAUAUUCUUCUCACGCUGAAGAACCACAUGUUCGAUCCCGUUCGCAUUACCCUCGCCACACCGUCUGUAACUCCAGGUCGAGUUGCUAGUAGAGUCACAGUCCUAAGCCCUCAGUUCGAUAUCGGUGCAAAUAGUGAUGUCUGGGAUGAGGCGUUGCAAGGUGCAUCGGCUCCUAUCACGGGAGAUUCACGAUUCACGGGUCUCCGAGCCUCAGAAAAGGUUCCCGAAGCCGGGAAAGUGUGGGAUAAAGGUCGCAAUUGGACGACGGUUGUGUUGGAGGUUAUUCCGGGGACGUUGCCUGGCACUGAAGCUGAUAACAACACCGGUACAGAUGAUGACGGAGAAGAGAAGGCGGAAUCUGUUUUGAAGGAGGAUGAGGAUGUAUUGGAGAUUCCGGUCUUCGUGCAUAUGGAGUGGGAUGCGGAGGCACAGCUUGAGCAGCAGAAUGUUGGAAAGGCUUCUAAGCCUGAUGAUCUUGUUGCGAGAGAAUUGGCUUACUGGAUGGUUUUGGGGGUUGGGAGGAUUCAGGCUUCGUUGUAG